This is a messenger RNA of Fopius arisanus, 2392 nucleotides long. It is a transcript of the gene eas, whose product is annotated as ethanolamine kinase 1. NCBI's taxonomy places the organism in Eukaryota, Metazoa, Arthropoda, Insecta, Hymenoptera, Braconidae. Gene Ontology annotation, cellular component: cytoplasm. The record is from RefSeq and is a predicted model, not a curated record. Gene Ontology annotation, molecular function: ethanolamine kinase activity. Gene Ontology annotation, biological process: phosphatidylethanolamine biosynthetic process.
CAAUUUAAAAAAAAAAUAAUUCAAUUUAAUCUCCGAAAUUAUUAUUAUUUACGUCAAUGUUGAAAUUGAAAUGAUUCGUUGUUGAAGUGAAUGAUCUUGGAAAUUGGUAAAAUUCAUUGAGGGCACAUUGUAUUGAUACGGAGAAGCACAGGUGAAUUAAAAUUUGACACAACGUUGCAUCCAAGAUCGGCUUAAUAGUCGAACGAUUUCGAAAAAAAAACAUAAAUCUUAAUUUGAUGUGUAGUUUAUCCAAAGUAUAAAAGAAUAGUUUGUUGCGAUUGAAUGUGAAUAUGAUGUGUGAAUGUCGAUGAUAAACUGCUGCAUAGACUAAGGAUUGAACAGAAGAAAAAAAUAUAGAUAAUGGACAUAUGAGGAGGAACAAAAGCAAACUAGCAAUAAUUAUAAUAUAAUGAUAAUAACAUUGUUGUAAUAUGACAGUAGUGUCUGCAUUUUUUAUUAUCCAUUGAAUUAGAAAGACAUGGCUCGUUCCAGGUAUUUUUUCUUCCCCUUCGUUGUAUUGUUUCAAUAAAAAAUGUGUAAAAUUGAUAAGCUCUUGUUUCAUGCGUGACACUUUAAAAUCAAACGAUUGAAUGUAAUUUUUGUUGCAAAGCAAUACAAAAAUGUAGUGUUCACGAGUACAUAUACGUCCCUGAAUAUCACGUGGGUUCUGAGUUGACCUAAUACCCCUCCAAUACGCAUGACACAUCAAUAACAAUUCCUGUAUACCCACACUAUCUGCAAUUGCAGUACCUAGAAUAAGUUGAAAUCCAAAAAACGAGAUCACCCUAUCACGUUAUCCCAAAAAAAAACCACUAAUAAAAAUCAAUUUCUAUAAAAAAAGCACUGAACAAUCGAUGUAAUCGAUAAAUUUUAAGUAAUUAAAAAAAUGUCAACAAAUACAGAAUGGGUGUAUGUUAAAUUUGAAAUGUCCUCAAUUAAAAGUGCAGCUAAAUUUCAAGUGAAAAUUUGUGGUAAAUGAUACAACGAGAAUGUAAUCGAACUGAUUAUCGUCCAAAUAUUUUGAUGACACAUUAGCCCCACGUCCCCCAGCAAAUAAUUUCAACCUUGAGCCCAGACUGAGAAUGAAACGCUGGAAGUGCUGAUCAAAGUCCAUUACUCUCACUCAGUGGUGUAAUUUAUCUUCAGGGCUGAGAGAAUGCUACAGUGGAUAUUAUCAGUUGUAUUCUAGCACUCGUGACACGAGGUUGAACAUUCAGAUAUUGUGAUAACGUCAAUUGAAGUGUCACAGAGGUGAUAGAGUCAAUAUAUUCGCCAAUAUACUUGAUAAAUUGAACGUCAAAUUUCUGAGAGACAGAGAAAAAUUUAUAUUUUUAAUUACAAAGAAUAAAUUAAAAUUGCUCUGAAUUAAUCGAUUGCAUUGUUGUUGAAAUAAUUAAUAAUCCUCCUCAUGAUAAUAAAUAAAUAAAAAUUCCAACUUUGUUUGAGAUAAUGGAUAAAUCAUCGGAUGACGUGUACUUGAACGUAACAGUCGAUGAGAAUAAUUUUUUUCAUGGGGCAAAGGAAAUUAUUAAGCAAUUGAGACCAAAUUGGCCCUCAGACCAACUGAAAUUCAAGAUUUUUACCGAUGGAAUUACGAAUAGAUUGAUCGGCAUUUAUUUCGAUGUAUGAAAAAACGAUAAAACCAUUCGAGAUAUUGGAACAAGAGUAUAAAUUGUUGAAGGAACGAUUGUCAAAAUUGGACAGUCCUGUUGUAUAUUGUCACAAUGACCUUUUGCUUGCAAAUAUUCUUUACGAUAAGAGGGAUAAAUCUGUUGUAUUCAUUGACUUCGAGUACACAGCUUUCAAUUAUCAGGCAUUUGAUAUAGCUAAUCAUUUUGCUGAAUUCGCCGGUGUUGAAAAUAUAGACUAUUCACAUUAUCCAGAUGAAGCUCUCCAGAGAUCAUGGCUCAGGAUGUAUCUUCAAGUUUACAACGAGUGCAGCAAUGUCUCUGAGGAUGAUGUAACGAAAGUUCAUAAACAGGUGGAAAAAUUUGUACUGGUCGCCCAUUUUUUAUGGGGCUGCUGGGCAAUAGUGCAGUAUAACAAUUCAUCGAUCGAUUUCGAUUUCUUAAAAUUUUCUGCAGAGCGAUUCAACGAAUACUUUAGGCGGAAACAAGUCCUGGACGAGAGCUAGAAGAAUUAAUAUUCUCUGGAAUAUUGAAACAAUUUCCGAGGCAUUGGGCCGCGACGACCCGUAGUAUUUUAAAAAAUAAUUCUCAUUCCUGUGAAACAAUAUUUGCAUUUACAUUUGGAAUGAAUAUCAAUUGAUGAUAACUUAUUCAUCAAUGAGAGUUAAGAAGCUGGUCUUUAUCAAUUUUAUACGUCAUCAAGGCGAGAAUUUGUUAUAUUGUUGUACCAAUGUUGUAAAUAUAAAUUUUAUCAAACAUCGUUA